Messenger RNA from Pseudopipra pipra, 1701 nucleotides. It is a transcript of the gene HABP4, whose product is annotated as hyaluronan binding protein 4. NCBI's taxonomy places the organism in Eukaryota, Metazoa, Chordata, Aves, Passeriformes, Pipridae. The record is from RefSeq and is a predicted model, not a curated record. The transcript is spliced from 7 exons. Gene Ontology annotation, cellular component: cytoplasm; nucleus. Gene Ontology annotation, biological process: positive regulation of translational initiation; positive regulation of RNA splicing. Bases 137 to 1234 code for a protein of 365 amino acids. Gene Ontology annotation, molecular function: RNA binding.
GGCCGGCCCGGGCCGUGGCGGCUGCUCCGUCUCUGCCUCCUCCUCUGCAUCUUCCGCACGUCGCGCCCGCGACUCUGGCCCCGUGGCAGCCUCGGCGGUGGCGGCUGGCGGGGCGGGAGAGGCGCCUCCGCGCACGAUGAAGGGUGCGGUGGGCAGCGCGGUGGCCGCCGUCACGCAGGAGAGCUUCGGCUGCGCCGUCGCCAAUCGCUUCUACCAGCUCCUGGACGACGACUCGGACCCCUUCGACAUCCUGCGCGAGGCCGAGCGCCGCCAGCAGCAGCAGCAGCGCAAGAAGCGCGACGAGGCGGCGGCGGGCAGAGCCGUGCCCCGCGGCAGGAGGGAGAGCCAGAAGGAGCGCAGGCAGCCGGGGGGCUCCGCGGCCGCCGCCGAGCCGCCGCUGACAGGCCAGAAGCGACCACCUUGGUGGGGAGAAGAGCAAGGCUUCAGCAACAGAGGAGCAGAGGUGAAACAGGACAAGGCUGCGUGGAGACCAUCUUUCUUGGAAUACCGUCCUGAUGGAGCACAAAGACAAGUGGAAUUCCAAGUGGAAAAGGAAAAAAAUCUUACUGGCUGUCAUCUUUGUAGGCCAGUGGAAAGAUUAGACUGUGAAAGACCAACAAGAGGUCGUGGUGGAGGACGAGGUGGAAUGCGAGGUAGAGGAAGAGGUGGUAGAAUAAACAGAAGUUUUGGUGGCUUUGACCAAAGAGGAAAACGUGAAUUUGAAAGACAGAGGGGGAAUGACAAAAGUGGGAUGGAACAGGCUGCACCUAUGGAAGAGACUGUAGAAACUGCUGAACAGCUAGGGACAUCUGAAGGAGACUCUCUGAGCAAAGCUGCUGAAGCAGAGCCAGUGGAAGAAGUAGUUCAAGAAAUGACAUUAGAUGAGUGGAAAAGUCUUCAGCAACAGAAUCGACCAAAGCCUGAAUUCAACAUCCGGAAGCCAGAAUCCACUGUUCCUUCCAAAGCAGUGGUGAUUCACAAGUCAAAAUAUAGCCAUGAUUUGCAGAAAGAAGCCUUUGAAUAUGAUUCUCCUGUCUUUCGAAAGCCGGUGAAUGACAUCACAUCUCAGCUGGAUAUUAAUUUUGGGAGCCUUCCUCGCCCUGGCUGUGGAUCAAGAGGGGCACGAGGUGGUCGUGGUGGAAGAGCUGGAGAGAUCAGACCUCAAUCAAAAGCAGUGGUGCAGCCUGUGGCUCCAAAUCCUGAUGAUCCCGAGGAUUUUCCAGCUUUGGCUUGAAGAACCACCAGGAAUGGUGGCCUCCCAAAGUAGCUUUGGAGUAGCUGUGAAGAGACCAGUUUUAUGCUGGGUGGGGAUAAAGAAAGCCUGUUUCCUUGUGGGAAAGUUGUUUAGGUGUUCGGUGUGAAAUGGUUGCAGCUGUCUGCUAAUAGAGGUGGGUCCUAGAAAUAUGGGUGGACUGGGAUCCUGUUGCAAAUCCCAGUGUCUCCUUUGUGAGAGCUGUGGGAAGGCUCACAGGACUUCACUACCAGGCUUCAAAUGAAGUUAAAGGGAACAGUGUUUUUACAAAAUGUGUAUAUAUAGAGAUUCUAUCAAGUUCUCCAUGCCACCAUGGUGAAAUGUGAACUGUACAAUUGAGACUCUUUCACUGUACAUUUGAAAGCUGAUUUUUUUGAGUGAAGUGUAUAUUUCAGACAGUCACGAGCUGCAGUUCUUCUUAGCUUGGCAAAUAAAGGAAAGUGCUCAUU